GGCGGAAAAUUUGCGAGAGUAGCGCGGGAGCUGAGAAGUUGGAGGGUGGCGUUUGUCCCGGCAAGGCCUUGAGCAGUUUGUUCCGCUGUCUUCCCGCUUCCUGGUGCCCCGACUGCGUCCCCACGAACUCCCCGUCCUUACCGCCGGCUGCUGUGGAGUGCCUCGCUGUCUCCCAGGUCCCCGAGUUCCUGGUUUCAGAGAAGAUGACCGAAGAGCUGGAUUUCGUGGGACAGGACUCUGAUGGGGGUAGUGAGGAAGUGGUCCUGACUCCUGCAGAGCUCAUUGAAAGGUUAGAGCAGGCCUGGAUGAAUGAAAAGUUUGCCCCUGAGCUGCUGGAGAGCAAGCCUGAGAUUGUAGAAUGUGUCAUGGAACAGCUGGAGCACAUGGAAGAAAAUCUCAGGAGAGCCAAAAGGGAGGACCUGAAGGUCAGCAUCCACCAAAUGGAGAUGGAGAGGAUCCGCUACGUCCUCAGCAGCUACUUGCGGUGUCGCCUCAUGAAGAUAGAGAAGUUUUUCCCUCAUGUCCUUGAGAAGGAGAAAACACGUCCUGAGGGGGAGCCUUCCAGCCUCUCGCCGGAAGAGUUGGCGUUUGCCAGAGAGUUCAUGGCGAACACAGAGUCCUAUCUGAAAAAUGUCGCCUUGAAGCACAUGCCCCCUAACUUACAGAAGGUGGACCUCUUUCGGGCAGUUCCCAAACCAGAUCUAGAUUCUUACGUGUUUCUGAGAGUGAGAGAACGACAAGAAAACAUACUGGUAGAACCAGACACAGAUGAGCAGAGUUGCUGCUGGCCUGGGGACCACAUUGAGUGACGGCUCUAUGUCUUCAUGCCUCCACCUGCUGCCCUGUACAUGUCCGACUGCACGGAGCACUUUACAUCCUCUAAAGCCACAGUAAAUUGCUCCAUUUCCUAAGUUACCUCUUCAAGAGAAGACUGGUUUUGAUAUGUCAUUUUUAAAUAAAGGAGAAGUUGAAUUUCAAAACCAAGUGGAACAGGAAAUUAUGUGGCUUGGUUGACAUUGAUUUUAACAUUUGGUUCAUGGUGAGUGUUUUGCUUUAUUGUUAAAAAGUCGCCGCUAAAAGCAUGACAGAACAUUUUAUCAAAUGAUGGUGUCAUCCUUUACCGUAAGCUUGCCCCUAGCAAGACAGCUCUUCCUGAGACGUGCUCGCAGGCCCCGACGUGGGUUUUCCCACCGCAGUCAUCAUCCGUCAUCUGUGACCUUGCUGCGUUUACUCCAUGCUCACACCCCAGCAGCCCGCCUGGCUUUGGCAUCGCCCUCAGAGGCAUCAAACUUGCCCUGCUGCGAUGUACAAGAGUUAGCCAGGAAGCUUGCAGAGUGCUUUGAUUUUGUUUUUGUUUUUUUGAGAUGUCACCCUGGCUGGAGUGCAGUGGUACAAUCUCAGCUCACUACAACCUCCGCCUCCUGGGUUCAAGCGAUUCUCCUGCUUCAGCCUCCCAAGUAGCUGGGAUUACAGGUGCACACCAUGACACCCAGCUAAUUUUUAUAUUUUUAGUAGAGAUAGGGUUUCACCAUGUUGGCCAGCCUGGUUUUGAACUCCUGACCUCAAAUGAUCUGCCUGCCUUGGCCUCCCAAAGUGCUGGGAUUACAGGUGUGAGCCACCAUGCCCAGCUGCAGAGUGCAUUUUUAAGCAAACACAUCAUAUGUCAAUUUUUCAUGUAGUGUUCUUUAAGUAAUUUAUCUUGGGAAGCCAAAUAUCCCGUUCAGAAUUCUGUAAGAACUGAUUUUUCAAAUGUAUCUAAUCAACUAGCUAUGAAAGCCCUCUCAUUAUAUUGUCCAAAAAAACUUUGUUUUUUAAAAAAGCAAAAUCAGUAUUCUGUACUUAUUUAACAGAUUUGGUUUCAAAUAGCUUGGCUAUUUCCGAAAAAUCGGAUAUUCAUUCCAUGGCUAAGAAACAACUACUGGGUAUAUUCAAAGAGAUGUACCAGCCCAGGCUUGGUGGUUUACACCUGUAAUCCCAGCAACUUUGGGAGGCCAAGGUGGGAGGAUCGCUUGAGCCCAGGAGUUCCAGACCAGCCUGGGCAACAUAGUGAGACUCUGUCUCUACAGAGAAUAAAACAAUUAGCCUGGCGUGCUGAUGUACAUCUGUAGUCCCAGCUGUUUGAGAGGCUGAGAUAGGAGGAUUGCUUGAGCCCAAGAGGUUGAGGCUGCAGUGAGCUAUGAUUGCACCACUGCAAUCCAGUCUGAGUGACAGAGCAAGACUCUGUCUCAAAUAUAUGUGUGUGUGUGUGUAUAUAUAUAUAUAUAUAUAUAUAUAUAUAUAUAAAAUUCUUUUUUUUUUUUUUUUUUUUUUUGAGAUGGAGUCUCACUCUGUCACCCAGGCUGGAGUGCAGUGGCACGAUCUCGGUUCACUGCAACCUCCGUCUCCCAGGUUCAAGUGAUUCUCCUGCCUCAGCCUCCCAAAUAGCUGGGACUACAGGUGCGUGCCACCACACCCCGCAAAUUUUUCUGUAUUUUUAGUAGAGAUGGGGUUUCACCGUGUUAGCCAAGAUGGUCUUGAUCUCCUGACCUCGUGAUCUGCCCGCCUUGGCCUCCCAAGUGCUGGGAUUACAGGUGUGAACCACCACGCCUGGCCAUAUAUAUAGGAGAUUCUGCAGGCAAUGAGAAUAUUUAAUUUACCAAGUUUACUAUGCAUGAAGCUCUUUUUGUUUUUGAGACAGAGUCUUGCUCUGUUGCCCAGCCUGGAGUGCAAUGUCACAAUCUUGGCUCACUGCCAUCUCCACCUUCCAGGUUCAAGCAAUUCUGCCUCAGCUUCCUGAGUAGCUGGGAUUUACAGGCACCUGCCACCACAUCCGGCUAAUUUUUUUGUUUGUUUUUUGUUGUUUUUUUUUUUUGUAUUUUUAGUAGAGAUGGGCUUUCACCAUGCUGGCCAGGCUGGUCUCGAACUCCCGACCUCAGGUGAUCCGUCCACCUCAGCCUCCCAAAGUGCUGGGAUUACAGGCGUGAGCUACCGUGCCUGGCCACAUCAAGCUGUUUUUAAAGUAGAUUAACUUGUAUAUCUCCACAGCAAACCUAUGCAAGGAAAAAUUUGAGAUUUUAGAAUGGGCAAAACAUUACUGGCUAUCCUUUCAAUGUAAUGCUUGAUCCCUGUGCGCUGUGUGCCCAUGUCUUUAAAUUUUACAACUCUGUAGAGGUACAAGUUGAUUUAUAGAAAACUUAUAAUGAUGUGAAUAUUUCCUCUCUUGCUAUGCAAAUGAUUCCUGCCAAUGGCAAUGUAAGUGAAUUUUGUCCUGUUGAGAAUAAGUAAAACCCCCAUUUGAUUGGAUGUUUUUUGUUUUGUUUUAAUUUGGUGGGACAUAGUCUCGCCCUGUUGCCCAGGCUGGAGUGCAGUGGCAGUCUCGGCUCGCUGCAACCUUUGCCUCCCGGGUUUGAGUGAUUCUCCCGCCUAAGCCUCCCCAGUAGCUGGGACUACAGGCAUGUGCCACCACACCUGGCUAAUUUUUGUGUUUUUAGUGGAGACGGGGGUUUGCCAUGUUAGCCAGGCUGGUCUCGAAUUCCUGGGCUGAAGUGAUCCACCUGCCUUGGCUUCCCAAAGUGCUGGGAUUACAGGCAUGAGCCAUGGCAUCUGGUGAGCUUUGAUACCAGACUUCUUUGCUGAAGGCCACAUCACUUCAAAGUAGAGAUGUGAUCAGACCCCAGUGAGGCCAGGGCACCUGAGUCCAUCCUUUUCAUCUUACUGUAAUCUUUCUUUCCACAAAAGAAAAGAAGAUCCAAAAAUGUUUUUAGCAACAAUAGCUUCACUGGAAUAAGGUCUCAUAUUCGAAAAAGACUCAUUUGAGGGAAUAACCACUACCAUUCACGUUGCUUUAGAAGAGGUGGCAUUUUUCUCAACAUAGCUUUCUGUUUUAACCAGGUCCUAUUCUACGUAACACAAUGCUGACAAAUUCUGCCUAGCUUGUUAAGACAAGGAAAACCACUCGAAAUAAAGCCAGCACACAAUUACCUAA
Messenger RNA from Symphalangus syndactylus (siamang), 3964 nucleotides. It is a transcript of the gene GINS4, whose product is annotated as GINS complex subunit 4. NCBI's taxonomy places the organism in Eukaryota, Metazoa, Chordata, Mammalia, Primates, Hylobatidae. The record is from RefSeq and is a predicted model, not a curated record. Gene Ontology annotation, cellular component: GINS complex. Gene Ontology annotation, biological process: DNA-templated DNA replication; double-strand break repair via break-induced replication.